This is a messenger RNA of Micropterus salmoides (largemouth bass), 5809 nucleotides long. It is a transcript of the gene synpo2la, whose product is annotated as synaptopodin 2-like a. The record is from RefSeq and is a predicted model, not a curated record. Gene Ontology annotation, cellular component: nucleus; Z disc; actin cytoskeleton. Lineage: Eukaryota; Metazoa; Chordata; Actinopteri; Centrarchiformes; Centrarchidae. Gene Ontology annotation, biological process: positive regulation of actin filament bundle assembly. The transcript has 4 exons. Bases 285 to 3887 code for a protein of 1200 amino acids. Gene Ontology annotation, molecular function: actin binding.
AUGAUGUUCGGCCCACUCUGGGUGUGGGUGGGCACACAGAAGUGUGUGUGUGUGUAUGUGUGUGUGUUCAGGUGUGAGCGUUGGCCUUGUAGCUGGAAUCAGAGAGAAGUCAGUGCACGGACAGUGUGGCAGGCAAAGAGCAGGUCAGAGCUCUCUGAGGGGGCCCUAACCACUGACCAUGGGGCCAACACACUGAGGGCCCCCCAGAAAUAUAAAAACCAAAGGGGAGAAGAAAAUAACUAAGAAAAAGAAGAAAAGAUAAUAUAGACAGAGAAAACAGAACAAUGGUUGCAGAGGAAGUGAUAAUUACAUUGUCUGGUGGAGCACCGUGGGGCUUUCGUCUCCAGGGAGGUUUGGAGCAUCAGAAACCGCUCCAGGUGGCGAAGGUGCGUAAACGUAGCAAGGCAUGCAGGGCUGGGCUGAGGGAAGCUGAUGAGCUGGUGUCCAUCAACGAACAGCCAUGUGGAAUGCUAUCCCAUGCUCAGGCCAUGGAACUCAUUGACAGUUCCCCUGGGAUAUUACACAUACGGGUCAAAAGGGUGCCUGCUGGUUUUCAGUCCGUGGUGCUUGUGACCCGUGCCCCAUCUCCCCGUAUAGACAAAGAGUACCGAGCUGCAUUGCGUGCCAUGUCACCCACCAACCACCACCAUGCACCUGUCCGUGAGGUCCACCGUAGCCGCUCCUCUAUAACCAGUGGCUUGACGUCUCCACCUGGUAGUGAGGCUUACUACGGCGAGACUGACAGUGAUGCAGACGUGGCAGGCUAUGAGAGGCAGCGGCGGCAGAAACGCCGCAGUCCCAGCAACUCGAUCCCGGGAAAACCAACAGGACGAACCUCCCCUGAGGGCGGGGAGACAUCAGAGAUGAGUGGCUAUGACAGCGCUCCAGAUGCACAUGUUUACCCCAGUAUGCUGGAUGGACAUGGGGGAGAUGGAAAUGGAGGAGGGGGGCUACCAGGGGUGGCACGGAAGGAGGUGAUUUACCAGCCUCCUGGUCCAGGAAUGUGGUCCUCCCAGACAUCCACUGAGACCUCCUCCAUCAUCUCCUCAGCAGAUGACCAGGGGCCACGGGAUGGGGGGCAAGAGGAGGAUAGUGGCUUUCUAGAGCCAGCCAACGUGCCACUGGUAUCCCCUGAGAGGGCAAAGGAGGCCCUAAUGCUGGGCUCCCGCAGCCAGCUGGUGCCAAUGGUGGGUCCUGUGAAUAAACCUAUCGACGAGGAGCUUACUACAACCUACAUGGAAAAGGCCAAGCAAGCCAAACUGAACCGAGGGGAUACACCGCAAGACAAGCAAGUUAAGGAAGCUAAAAGCAAGUGUCGAACAAUUGCAUCCCUACUGACUGAUGCUCCCAACCCUCACUCCAAGGGGGUGCUGAUGUUCAAGAAGCGACGGCAGCGCUCCAAGAAGUACACCCUCACCAGCUUUGGUAGUGUGGAUGAGGAUAGGUGUCGGGACUCACAAGAGGAGGAUGGGGUAUUUCCUGGCAGCGAAUCAGAGUUUGAUGAUGAUGGCUUCUCAGCAGUUCCUGACCCAACAUGGGAUAGUGAAUACUUGGAUAUGCUGGAGAAAAGGGCAACUGCAGGGAUUGAAGGUCGUGGUGAUGGGACAGAGGAUGCCCCAAGUCCUGGGUUGAGUGACACUGCGGGCAAGGGUGCCCAGUUGUUUGAGCAGCAGAGAAAGAGGGUUGCUGAGCAUGCAAAGAAGGUAGAGGCGGAACAACCUCAGCCUCCUCCACAGUCUCAAGUCCAGGAGCAGGCUCAGAUGCAUUACUUGCAUCCAGAAAUGCAUCCACAUAUGCAACCAAAUCUUCAGCCUCAGCAGAUGAUAUCAACUGGCCCUACAGCUAUACAGCAAGAGCUGUCUGAGGCUCCAGGUCCAGUUGCAGCCCAUGUAAUGUCUAACUGUGACUUAUCCUACUCUGCAGUUAGUACAGCUAGCAUUGUGAUGUCACCUCCACCUGUUGGACCCAAACCAGCCACUGUCUCAGCAACUAUUCUGACCAGACCUGCACCACCAGCUGAAACACCAUUACCAGAACUACCUGCUAGUAAUGUUCUCAACAGAACGGCCCGUCCUUUCACUCCUGGCUUUAUCAGCAUUCGAGCUGCAACUGCCCCUGUAACGUUCCGACCACCUGUUACAAAGACGGCCCAGCGUCCUGCCUCAGCAGCUGUUGUGCCACCACCAUUCUCCACUGCCUCUGACCUGGGCAUUAAUGCUACAUCAGUAACAUCACAGCUACUCCCUGGUCCUCUGUCUCCACCAUUCUGUGUACCUCAACGUCCCUUUGCACCAACACCAGCAGCUCCUGUUACCCUUCACCCUCCAGCCAUCUGUACUUCUGUAGAGAAAAUGCAGUCAUCACCACCAGUAACUACUCUUCAUCAGGCUGCAUUCUCGACUGUGCCCCCAGUAUCUAUGCCUUCAAUGCCCCUUGCUCCACAAGCACCAAUGGCUCCAGCCCCAGUUCUUCCUGUAUCUCAAAUUCCUGGUUCAGCUGACCCAGUUGCCCCAUUGCCUCCACUUCAAGUACCAGGUCCUCAGCCACCCCCACCUCAAUUUUCCAUGGCACCUGUAGCUACAGUGUCAGUGGUCUCCCAGCCAGAGGCUGUAGCUCCAACCCCUAUUCCUGGUCCAACAGGUCGCACAGGAAUCUUACUUGAGGCUCGACGUCGUAGUGGCAAACCCAAACCUAUGUUCAAUGUGCCAGAUGUCACAAAGAAAUCCCCCAAUCCUGAUCUAUUGUCUAUGGUGCAGAACCUUGAUGACAGGUCCACCAGACACUCACAUGGACAACCACUGUCUGAGACUAUAUAUGAUGGCGCAGAGGAGGAGAGGAGUGGUGAGGUUGGCAUGGGGAGGGCACCUCCUCCAGUGGCACCCAAGCCUAGGGUCAUCCACGAAGCCCCACAGUUUCUUCAAGCUGGCGGAAAGGGGGCCCAGCUGUUUGCCCGCAGGCAGAGUCGCAUGGGUAUGUAUGUAGUGGACACUCCACCCGAGACCCCUUACCAGCAGGUGCCCUCACACAGUGUAGCCCAAACCCUUGACUCCUCCCCCAAUCCUUCCUCCCCAUCUUCGUGGAAAUACUCCCCAAAUGUCCGUGCCCCUCCACCCAUUGGGUACAACCCACUCCUGGCCCCCUCUAUCCCUACGGGGCCUCAGAGGGAUGGUAGCAAACCAGAGAGCAGGGGUAAAGGAGGCUCCCAACGAGAGGGCAUCAAGGCUUUGGAAUUCAUGAGAAGGCAGCCCUACCAGCUUAAUUCUGCCAUGUUCAACUAUGGGGGCAGUGCUACUAACCUAUUAGUCAUGCCUUCUUACCAGGCUCAGAGGCAGCAGCAGGGUGACUACUCAACAACAAUGGUGGGCAGCUCAUUAACCUCACCUAAGCAGAUCCCCCUCAAAACAGCCCGUGUCUUCGAGGUCAAGCGAUUCUCCACACCCACACCCAUGUCAGCUCCCACACUGGCUCCCAAAGUCAUUGCACCCCGCUCAGCCACUACCCUCGGAGAGCGCUUGACUCAUUCUGGCAUGAUAUCCCCACCUCCUGCUCCUUUUACUCUAACCCCAGGCCCUUUCUUUACACCAGCACCAGUUAGUGCCCCAACCACUGCUUCACUUCCCUCUCAACCAGCUGGACCACCCAGCCUCCCAAAAUUCUCUGCCACCCCUAUUCCAAACCCUUUGCCCCCUGCAGUCCCUACACCUUACACUCCAGUAUCAUACACCACUGGGCUCCAGAGAGCCAAGCAGUUCCAGAGUGCUCCUGAGCUCAGUAUCCUUGCCUCUUUGCCCCCGCUCAAGUCCAACCAAGUUCAGGCUCCCAAACCACGUUUUGUUGCAACCAAGGGAGGCGUCCAGCCCCAUGUCUGGAGACCUGGGGCAAUGUGAACAGCAGUAAAGUCACUACCACACCUGGACAUCUUUAUGUAAUAUUUAUUUAGUGCUGAAAUGACUAGUUGAUCACUGACAGAAAACUAAUCGGCAACAGUUUUGUUAAUUGGUUCAUUAUUUAAGUCAAGCAAAAAUGGUGAAUCUGCAUUGGUUCCAGUGUCACAAAUGUGACCAUAUUCUGCUUUGCUCUUCUUACCUCAUUGCAAAUUGAAUAUCUUUCAAUUUACAAUUGAUUAGUUUUGGGUGGUUGGUCAAACAAAUCAAACAUUUUGAAGAUAUCACCUUAUAUAAAUUGUAAUGGGCAAUUUUCUAAUUAAUUGACAUAACAUGACAAAACAUGAGGUGAUGAAGUGAUUCAAUAUAAAAUUAAAAUCCAGAUAGCAGUCAAGUUUUUGAAAUAUGUAGGAACUUGAAUAAUGGUCAUUGAUCAUAAACAUCUACUUCUAUUCAAAUGCUGAUUAUCACAUUUAUUUUGCUGCCAACACUGUAUCUGAGUGACAAUAAUAAAGUAUAGUAUAGACUAUACUAGCACAUACUGGAUGCUGUAUAGUCCAUCGUAUGCCUGUCCUGGGGGAGGUUUGUGUAAGGCUUCUGGAGAUCUCUUUCUACUAAUUUAGCAGAAAUACCAUCUAAACAGAGUCUGUACUGAAUAUUCUUUGAAACUUGAAAUGUCUGAAAGAUGUCGAAAAUGAAUUGUUGUGGUUCUGACCAUAGCAUUAAAUCACUGAAGAUGUUUGUUAUCGUAUGUUGACAGGUGGAGCAUCAUAAAGCAAAAAUAGCUGACUUUUAUCUUUGAACAUGUAAUUCUGUUAUUCAGUACAUGUCCCAUUAACUAAUGUGCACAAAUGUUUUUUACCCACUCUGUCUAGCAUUAUCCAGAAGAAACCAAUGAUGACUUCUUGUCCAGGGGUGUUAAUUAUGCAUGACCUGUUGAAAAUGUAAAAUGUUUUAACCGCCUUGUGCCAAAUACCUCUGCUCACUAUAGCCAGAGAGAAGUUGCUAUCUUUUUAGCAUGGAUCACAUUUAACAAGUGCCGGGGCUGUCACUGAAUGUACACUUGUCACUGGACAUUAUAGCUUACAUUAGGCACACCAGAGCCUCCUUAGUAUGAGUGUAAUCUUCGCAGAUAUAUGUAAAUUCUUAACUUUUAUUAAACAAAUAACACAGAUGAAGGAACGUGUAUUUUGUUUUGUUUAAUUGUGAUUUAAUCUGAAGUGAUGCAAGGGGAAGUUGACUGACUGAGAGGCAGUUUUAUUUAUAAAAUGGUUCAAGAAAUGAAAAUGGCUGUGGAGAGGGGGAAAAGGCAGUAUAUAGUUAAGCCAGUUACUGAAUGGGGCAUGGACCAUCAUUUCACAUAAAGGGUUAUGGACAGAUGUGGCAACAUGGCAAAACAUUGGGACUUCUGAAAUCUCACAGCCUGUAGUUGAAAGGGUUAAAGGAGGAUGGCCAGGAAAGUUUGGUACUUGAAUUUUGUUGGUAAAGCUAAAGAAGCUGAUGUAAAGAAGCACAGACGUUUAGCUGGUGUCUUUCCAUUAACAAUGGUUGCUAUUAAAAUGUAAAAAUAAACACAUUUAAUGGCUAAAUACAUUGAGAGACUAAGGAAAUGGAAACAAGUAAGAAACAAAGAAAUGAAUAUGUUGUUUUCAGUUGUGUGGGGAGAUAGUUUUGUUAUUUUUUUUAUUACCAUUUUUAAAAUGCAAUUUCUCUUAAAGCUUUUUCUAGUUUUAAUAAUAUUAUGUCUGUGAAAAAUCUAGAGUAUGGAUUUAAUUACGUUGAGGUGGAAAAAAAUGAUAAAUACAUGUUUCUGAAUGUAGUUGGAUAAAAUAAUCAGUGUGAAAAUGUUUGUAAUUAUUGCUGAGUAGACGUUUAUGCUGAGAUACAAGCCAUUUUUAGUUGAAUAAAAUUAAAUUUGAAAAGUC